AUGCAAAUCCUCCUGUUCUACUCUAUUCUAAUCCUUCUACCUUCCCUGGUCCUUUCCAAAACCCCUUGCCUACCCUCCUGGCUUCACAUUGCUCAUCUAGAUUCUUGUUUCCUCUCGGCUCCUCAACCUGCAGAGUUCUCUGAUGCCGUGGAUUACUGUAGCCACAUGAACAGCAGUCUAGUUGUCAUAAACUCAGAAGAGGAGGCAUCGAUAGUCAGAGAAUUUUUUGCGCGGGAAAAUCCGAGCUUUUUUAAUUGGAUUGGAAUGAAAUGGGAUGAAAUCGAGGCCGAGUUUCGAUGGAUUGAUGGCAAGAAGAGGGACUACAGUUACUUUUUGCCGGAUGAGCCAGGAUCAUCCGGAGAGUGUAUAGCGUGGGUUCUAGAUGAGAAUCUAGAUGGUUGGCAAGCAAUUAGUUGCCACUAUUCACAGUUUUUCAUGUGUCAGAAGCCAGCAGAAGGAAUCAUCACUACCUGGCAUCGAGACGAAGAAGGCGUUAUCACUAGUCCAAAUUAUCCGAAUUCCUAUGAUAACCUGGAAUACGAUACCCAUAUCAUAAGAUCCGAUCCGGGAACCCGUAUCCUGAUGUAUUUUGAAAAUGUGGAGACAGAACAGAAUUGCGAUGUUAUCACUGUAUCAGAUGACUAUGGAAUCUCGGGAAGAACACUUUUCAGACUCUCUGGAAACUACCGUAACCACUCGGUGAUUAGCAAUCGAAAUCACUUGAUGAUCAACUUUAAAUCUGAUGAAGAUGGCCAAGGAAAAGGAUUUUUGAUGAGAUAUCGGAUACUCCGCCCACUCCCCCUUAAAGUUUUCUCAUCGAAUUCCUAUGGCACUGUUACCUCUAACAACUACCCAACGUCUCCAGAUUCCUUCCUCAUUCAGUAUUAUCUUAUCCAAUGUCCAUCUGAAUUCCACGUGGCGCUCUCUGUGAAAGCUAUGAGUUUGGAUAAAAAUGAUCGCGUCAAGGUGCACAAUGGAGCUGAUGAAAAAACGAAGAAGCUGAAAAUCUUCCGCCAGUUCUCUCCCCAAUACUCAGAACCCAUCAAAUCGACACAAAACUCCAUGUUCAUAUCCUACGACACUGGCGAGCAAUUCAACUCUUCGAACCAUUGGGCGUUAGAGUAUCAAUGCGUUCCUGAUGGAAAUUUGGGAGACGAGAUUAUCAUCUGA
Caenorhabditis briggsae is the source of this 1170-nucleotide messenger RNA. RefSeq names its product Protein CBR-CLEC-264 (gene Cbr-clec-264). The transcript has 5 exons. Bases 1 to 1170 code for a protein of 389 amino acids. NCBI's taxonomy places the organism in Eukaryota, Metazoa, Nematoda, Chromadorea, Rhabditida, Rhabditidae. The record is from RefSeq and is a predicted model, not a curated record.